Molecule: messenger RNA, 1746 nt
Organism: Chanos chanos (milkfish)
Lineage: Eukaryota; Metazoa; Chordata; Actinopteri; Gonorynchiformes; Chanidae
Gene: gad2
Product: glutamate decarboxylase 2
Exons: 16
Coding region: 1-1746 (581 amino acids)
Biological process (GO): GABA biosynthetic process; GABA shunt
Cellular component (GO): cytoplasm
Molecular function (GO): glutamate decarboxylase activity; pyridoxal phosphate binding
Source: RefSeq, a predicted model, not a curated record
AUGGCAUCACAGGGGUUUUGGUCUCUCGGCGGCGAAAAUAGUAGUGACAGCAAUCAAAGCCUCAGCACGCCUAGAGCUUGGUGCCAGGCGGCGGCCCAAAAAUUCUCGGGAGGCAUUGGAUCGAAAUUAUGCGCAUUGCUUAACGUGGGAGAGGCUGAGAAACCAGCAGAUCAAUCCACGAAACAAGAUGAAACAACAGCAGAGACUUGUGACUGCAAUAAACCAUGUAAUUGUUCUAAAGCGACGGUCGGUUUUUCGGACCUCUAUUCAACAGAUCUCUUGCCUGCCCUGGAUGGAGACAUGAAGACAAUGAAUUUUCUUCAGGAAGUUGUGGAUAUUCUGCUGGCAUAUAUAGUGGAGUCUUUUGAUAGGUCAACGAAAGUGAUUGAUUUUCACUAUCCAAAUGAAUUGCUGCAAAGGAACAAUUGGGAACUAUCAGACGAGCCGGAGACCCUGGAUGAUAUUUUAAUAAGCUGCCGAGCCACUUUGAAAUACGCUAUCAAAACAGCACACCCCAGGUACUUCAAUCAGCUCUCAACCGGAUUAGACAUGGUUGGUCUGGCAGCAGACUGGCUAACGUCGACUGCCAAUACCAAUAUGUUCACCUAUGAGGUGGCUCCUGUGUUUGUGCUGCUGGAAUACGUCACUCUGAAGAAGAUGAGGGAGAUCAUUGGCUGGCAAGACGGCCGUGGGGAUGGAAUAUUCUCGCCGGGUGGCGCCAUUUCCAACAUGUACGCCAUGUUGCUUGCCCGCUACAAGAUGUUUCCCGAAGUGAAGGAGAAAGGGAUGUCUUCAAUUCCCAAGCUGGUUGCCUUUACAUCUGAGCAUAGCCAUUUUUCAAUAAAGAAAGGAGCUGCAGCACUCGGAAUAGGCACAGAGAGUGUCAUCUGUAUCAAAGUGGAUGAGAGAGGUAAAAUGAUACCUUCUGACCUUGAGAGGAGGAUAGUUGAAGCCAAGCAAAAGGGGUUUGUGCCAUUCUUUGUGAGCGCCACCGCUGGCACCACCGUGUACGGUGCCUUUGAUCCUCUCAUCGCCAUCUCUGACAUCUGUAAGAAGUACAACAUCUGGAUGCACGUGGACGGUGCCUGGGGAGGAAGUCUUCUUAUGUCGAGGAAACACAGAUGGAAACUGAAUGGAGUUGAAAGAGCUAAUUCAAUGACAUGGAAUCCUCAUAAGAUGAUGGCUGUACCACUUCAGUGUUCUGCCCUUCUAGUUAGAGAGGAGGGGCUGAUGCAAAGCUGCAACCAGAUGCAUGCCUGCUACCUGUUCCAGCAAGACAAACACUACGACCUGUCCUAUGACACUGGGGAUAAAGCCCUGCAGUGUGGACGCCACGUUGACAUCUUCAAACUGUGGCUCAUGUGGAGAGCAAAGGGCACCAUUGGAUUUGAGGCUCAAAUUGAUAAGUGUCUGGAGCUUUCAGAAUAUCUUUACAACAAGAUCAAGGACAGGGAAGGAUAUGAGAUGGUCUUUGAUGGAAAGCCUCAGCAUACCAAUGUGUGUUUCUGGUACCUUCCUCCGGGUGUCCGCUACCUUGAGGACAAAGUGGAAAAAAUGAAGCGCUUACACAAGGUGGCCCCUGUGAUAAAGGCCAGAAUGAUGGAGUAUGGGACAACCAUGGUGAGUUACCAACCGCAGGGAGACAAAGUCAACUUUUUCCGCAUGGUCAUCUCCAACCCGGCAGCCACAUUCGAGGAUAUCGAUUUUCUAAUUGAGGAGAUUGAGCGACUUGGACAGGACCUAUAA